AAGUGAUAUAUUGCUAUAUUGUUGGUAAAUUGAUUUGAUGGAAAAAUCUAUUUUUCUAAAUUGCAAUUUCUUCAACAAAAAUUGUGCACAAAUUAAAUUUUCACUUUUGAACUGCUACAACUUUCUGAACGAUCGCACAGUCGAUUUAACCGGUAUUGCUCUGAAGAAUACGAUUUUAAUUUUACCUCGCUGAGCUCAUUUUUCUAAUAGGUUAUUUCGCAUCGAAAAGCAGAAUGAACAAGUAUCUUUGUAAUAAUUCAUGCUUUCGUAGAAAUUGGUAUACGCAGUUCUAUUGCCCUUCUAAUAAAAUAUGUACUACUGGCACGAGACAAAUCAAGAUAAAUAGCGGGAAGAUUGCACGGUUUUAUCAUUUGUCUAUAUAAAUACACGUACGUCCGUAUCAACUGCAAAACCACCCUAAAACUUUCGAUCUGUAUAGAUACAAAGUGUGAGGUGCAACGCAAUAAAAUCUACUCAGAAUCAUGCAAAAUUAGACGCGGAAAAUCGACGAGGAUCCACGCUUGCCUUGUUGAAGUAAGUUGAAAAUAAAUGCACAAUAAAUAACUAACUUCAAAAAAGUAAAGUAACUCCCUUAUCAAUUUACUUUUCAUAAUUUCGAAGAGAAAUUGGAAAUAUACUUUGGUUUUCGAUAUGGUGAUAUUACACGAUGAAGAAUACUAUCGAAGUCGAAUACCACAGCCUGAUUUGGGACCUCUUAGAAACUUUUUGCGGUUCGUUUGGGAUCACGAUCGAAAAGCGUUUCUCGACAGAACAGCGAAAGAAUGGGGUCAAUUGGGAAUGUUUUACCUGUGCUUCUUUUUCAUUUUGGGAUCGAUAUUUGCAAUACAAAUGAAGAUCAGCAUUGACUACGUUUCUAAACUGGACAGGCCAUAUUUUCAACACCCUGGCUUAUCUUCAAAUUCAUUUUUUGGCGUGAGGGUGCGCCAUUACCGUUCUACAUUCGGAAGUCCAGGAAUAGUUUUUAAGCCAAACAGCGUAUUAGCUACAUCACCCAUUAUUUCGGUGAAUAAUUCGACUAAUACAAAUAAUAAUAACGGACCGGAAAGGUACAUCCGAGCGCUGUCUGAUUUUUUGCAAGAGUAUCGUAAUAAUACGUCCAAUUACGAUUUCAACUGCCUUAACCAACCUUCGAACAUCGAUCACAAUAAAAAACCUUGCUUUUUCGAUAUAACGUCUCUUGGAAAAUGUAGCAAGCCUCCAUACGGAUAUGCAGAACUCUUGCAACCUUGCGUUCUCAUUAAAUUCAACAAGAGGUUCGAUUGGGUACCUGAAUAUUAUAAUCGUUCGUCGAAUUUGCCGGAAAAUAUGCCGAGUGAAUUAAAACAGGCAGUACAAAGGUCUCCGAAGCCUCACAUUUGGUUAUCGUGCGACGGAGCGAAUAACGUUGAUAAAGAGCACAUAGGAAAAAUAGAAUACAUUCCACUUCCUGGAUUUCCAGUUCAAUAUUUCCCGUUUACCGGACAACCAGGCUACCUGUCCCCUAUUGUCGCAUUAGAAUUCAAAAAUCUAACGCCGAACAGAUUAGUAACAGUGGAAUGUUAUUUAUGGGCUUACAAUGUCGAGCAACGUUCCCGUUAUUCGCUAGAUUUCCAAAUAAUAAUAGAGAGUCAAAACUCAUCGUACAAUUACUAAGAGGAAAUAAGGACAAAAAUUGGUGUUCUGUUAAAAAAAAAAAGAAAGGUAUAUCUCAAUUCAGUAGGAAGAUAAAAGUGAACAAGAGUAAAAAAAUUCGAAGAAAAAGUACGUGCAAAAAAUAAUUCCAUUUUUGCCAUUUAGUUGCAAUAUCGUUUGGCCUUCCACGUGUAACCAUAUGGGAAGAUUCAUUUCAAUUUCAACGUGUGAAAUCCAAUUUACAAUAAAGUGCGAUCUACAGUAUGCUUUUACAUAUCUUAUGACGAGAAACACGUGAAAUCGUGCGACCUUGACUGUUUCUGAUCUAUGAUUGCAUAAUCUAAAAGAUAAAAUCUAAUACCUUGCUAUAUAAUUGCUAUAUAUCAUUUCAAAGAGAACGAGAUACGAUGCACGUUAAUAAAUCACCACUUAGAAAUACAUUGUGAAUCAAAUUGAUGAUAAUGAUUGAAAAUACAUAGUAUGGAAAAUUGGAUGGUAAAUUUAAAUUGUAAAUAUAUCUUUUGCCUUAAAAGAUAAUUUACUAAUUCAGUAGCUCGUAAGUGAUUAUGGAAAUUUGAACUCUCGAAGGGUAUCGAAAUGUAAAUUUUAAAAGUCGUUGUCUGCGAUAAUAUUAUAUUAAUAGAUCGCGCAAAAUAUUAAAAAUUCAUGUGACAAUUUCCAUAAAUUUAGAGUGCAUACAGGCAUGUGCGACGUAACAGAAAAUAUUCGUUCCAUGGUUUACUUGUCUACUUACCGUGUACCAAAAGAUCAACGAUCUGUAAGUGGUAUUUUCCAUAAACGGGGACAUGCCACGAUCCUAUUACGAGCAUCAAUACAAGGACUUUCAAAGUUCGAUUUAUUUUCUUGUAUCGGUUUCAAACUCAAGGAGAAUCGUUCUGCCGCGGAUGAAGAUUUCUAUCAUUCUCAAGUUAAUUGUAUCAACACAAACAGGAAGUACAACACAAAUUAUAAACAUCCGCAGUCCACUUAUAAAAUUUCAUUGGUAAUAAUAUUACAGUUUCAGUUCGUGAGAACCGUAAGAAGAUACAAACACGAUAAAGAAGUAAGAAGAACGGCAGUGUACGGCUAGUAAAUAAAAAGAAAGAAGUAACUGAAUAGCCACGAGUGAUGGAUGAAGAGCGACGUAUUGAUUUUCGAUUCGUUUGACAUUCAAUACGUAACGAGUAAAAUUCGUCCGAUAAGAUACGGUCAACGAGUGAUUUAAUCAUGGUCAACUAAUCGAUUGAUACGAAAAUUGUUUCGUACACCCGGAGGAGUAAGUUCUUGUUGGCAGUUAGGUGUGAGUCAGCCAUAAGGCGAGGAGCGCGUAGCCUCUCUGACAUAUCUUAGCAUUUUCCCACUACUCGAUCGGUAGACGUAGGACCGCGGCCGAUCGUGGUCGCGCCACCGAGCUUUACUACACGCGGUAUCGCUCAGCUCUCUGCGAGAUAGCGAGAGCAGUGAGCUGUCUCAGCUCAAGCGGAGUGUAAACUCGCUCGACGACACCGAAGCGGAGCUUCUGAUUUUUCGGUGCCGUCUUUCUCGCCGUCGUCUAACAAAUCGAACUUUCGGACACUUCGUGUCGGGACGAGAUCGUUCGAUCAAAAGAUCCGCGUGAAAGUCGAUUGAUAAAGUUUCGCGAGUG
This is a messenger RNA of Frieseomelitta varia, 3277 nucleotides long. RefSeq names its product sodium/potassium-transporting ATPase subunit beta-like. Bases 652 to 1653 code for a protein of 333 amino acids. NCBI's taxonomy places the organism in Eukaryota, Metazoa, Arthropoda, Insecta, Hymenoptera, Apidae. Gene Ontology annotation, cellular component: sodium:potassium-exchanging ATPase complex. Gene Ontology annotation, biological process: intracellular potassium ion homeostasis; sodium ion export across plasma membrane; intracellular sodium ion homeostasis. Gene Ontology annotation, molecular function: ATPase activator activity. The transcript has 8 exons. The record is from RefSeq and is a predicted model, not a curated record.